Molecule: messenger RNA, 834 nt
Organism: Oryzias melastigma (Indian medaka)
Lineage: Eukaryota; Metazoa; Chordata; Actinopteri; Beloniformes; Adrianichthyidae
Gene: lsm1
Product: LSM1, U6 small nuclear RNA associated
Exons: 4
Coding region: 116-517 (133 amino acids)
Biological process (GO): deadenylation-dependent decapping of nuclear-transcribed mRNA
Cellular component (GO): Lsm1-7-Pat1 complex; P-body
Molecular function (GO): RNA cap binding
Source: RefSeq, a predicted model, not a curated record
UCACAGGAAGUGUAUAAAAGCACUUCCUGUGCUCCGUUAAAAUAGAAACGGGUAAAAACAUUCAUGUCUUGAUGUUUCAGAAAUUUACAAAACGCGUGAAAACUGCAACUAAAACAUGAAUUACGUACCAGGGACGGCGAGUCUCAUUGACGAUAUUGACAAAAAGCACUUAGUUCUGCUGCGAGAUGGAAGAACACUAAUCGGUUACCUGAGAAGCAUCGAUCAGUUUGCCAAUUUAGUCUUUCAUCAGACGGUGGAGCGCAUCCAUGUGGGAAAGAAGUUUGGAGAUAUUCCCAGAGGUAUCUUCAUCGUCAGAGGAGAAAAUGUAGUUCUACUUGGGGAGAUAGAUUUGGAUAAACCCUGCGACACGGUCUUGCAGCAGGUUUCCAUUGAGGAGAUCCUGGAGGAGCAGCGGUUGCAGCAGCAGGCCAAACAGGAGACAGAGAAAGUCAAAAUGCAAGUUCUGAAGGACCGGGGCCUUUCCGUACCCAAAGCUGACAAUUUGGACGAGUACUGAACCCUUCACAGGCCUUUUAGUUUGUACGAGACAAAUGCGUUUUAUGUUUAACUGAAGGGCGUCUUUUGUUUUGUGGCUAUAAUCAUGUGUGGCAUAAAUGCUGUUUUUGUUUUCUUUCUUUUUAAUCGUUUCAUCUAAAUCACGCGUGGGAUGUAAGGACUGUUGAUGUAAAUGGUUACAACUUGACAGUCUUUUUACAGCAGCACUUUGUCAUCUAUCAUCUUAAUGACAUGAACUUUUUAUUUGGAGAUGGUGGGUCUGAUAGUGACUGACAAUACUGUUCUCCAUUAAAACAGCUGAGUUUGUCACUUAUGGAA